Messenger RNA from Trichechus manatus latirostris (Florida manatee), 2572 nucleotides. RefSeq names its product protocadherin alpha-8. Gene Ontology annotation, cellular component: plasma membrane. Gene Ontology annotation, molecular function: calcium ion binding. Gene Ontology annotation, biological process: homophilic cell-cell adhesion. The record is from RefSeq and is a predicted model, not a curated record. Lineage: Eukaryota; Metazoa; Chordata; Mammalia; Sirenia; Trichechidae.
AUGGUAGGUUCUCCCAGUAAAGGCCUGGGAGCCCGGCGCCUGCUGCUUUUGCUGCUGCUCUUCGCAACCCGGGAGGCGGUGAGCGGCCCGGUCCACUACUUGGUCCCCGAGAAGGCUAAACACGGCACUUCCGUGGGCCGCAUCGCCCAGGAUUUGGGGCUGGAGCUGGCGGCGCUGGUGCCGCGCCUGCUCCAGGUGGCGUCCAAAGGCUGCGGGGACCUUCUGGAGGUAAAUGUGCAGAACGCUAUUUUGUUUGUGAAUUCUCGGAUCGACCGCGAGGAGCUGUUGACGGAGCGAGGUGUGCACCUGGAGGUGAUCGUGGACAAGCCGCUGCAGGUUUUCCAUGUGGAGGUGGAGGUGAAGAACGUUAACGAUAACCCGCCUGUGUUCCUGGGAUCAUAAAAAAUAGUGUCCAUUUUAGAAUCUAGGCAGCCUGAUUCUCGGGUUCCACUAGAGGGCGCUACUGACGCGGACAUCGGCGCCAAUGCUUUGCUAACUUACAGGCUCUCUCCCAGUGAUUAUUUUUCAAUGAAAGUAAUUUCGAAAAACCAUCAGAAUAAAUUGUUAGUACUCGUAUUAAAGAAAUCAUUAGACAGAGAAGAAAUUCGUGAGCACUCCUUGUCACUAGCAGCCACAGACGGAGGCAAACCUGAACUCACAGGCAGCGUUAAACUGCUUAUCAGGGUACUAGACGUCAACGACAAUGCUCCUGAGUUUGAACAAUCAGUGUAUGAAGUAAGUCUUCGGGAAAAUGCCAUAAAUUGGACGUCUGUGAUAAAGUUAAAUGCUUCACAUGUGGAUGAAGGUUCCAACCAAGAGGUUACCUACCACUUUAGUAGUAAUAUUUAUUUCAUGAUACCAGAAAUAUUCACCAUCAUUUUAAAUACUGGAGAAAUACGACUAGAAGGGAAUUUAGAUUAUGAAGAAAUUACCUCUUAUGAAAUCCUAGUGGAAGCAGCAGAUAAGGAGAUUCCGCAAAUGAGAGGGCACCACACAGUCCUAGUAAAAGUCCUGGAUAUCAAUGAUAAUGUUCCUGAAGUAUCAGUAACUUCGCUGUCUUUGCCAGUCAGAGAGGACGCUCCACUUAGCACCGUCAUUGCCCUGCUCAGCGUGUCCAACCGCGACUACAGUGCCAACGGACAGGUGGCUUGCACCCUGAUGCCCGAUGUCGCCUUCAAGCUGGUGCCCACAUUCAAGAAUUACUACUUGCUAGUGCUGGACAGCUCACUGGACCGCGAAAACGUGUCUGCCUAUGCUCUCCUGGUGACAGCACGGGACCGGGGCUCGCCAUCCCUAUCGGCCAUAGCCAGCGUGUCUGUGGAGGUGGCCGACAUGAAUGAAAACGCGCCCGCGUUCGAGCAGCCUGAGUACAUAGCGUUCGUAAAGGAGAACAACCCGCCGGGCUGCCUCAUCUUAGUGUCAGCGCGUGACGCGGACGCGCAGGAGUACGCGCUGGUGUCCUACUCGCUGGUGGAGCGGCUGGUGGGCGAGCGCGCGCUUUUGAGCUACGCGUCGGUGCACGCCGAGAGCGGCAAGGUGUACGCGUUGCAGCCUCUGGACCACGAGGAGCUGCAGCUGCUGUAGUUCCAGGUGAGUGCGCGCGACGCGGGCUUCCCGCCUCUGGGCAGCAACGUGACUCCGCAGGCGUUCGUGCUGGACGAGAACGACAACGCGCAGACGCUGCUGCCGCCUCGGGCGGGCGGCGCGGUGAGCGCGCUGGUGCCGCUGUCGGUGGGUGCUGGCCACGUGGUGGCGAAGGUGCGCGCGGUGGACGCCAACUCGGGCUACAACGCAUGGCUGUCGUAUGAACUGCAGCCGGCGGGGGACGGCACGCGCAUCCCCUUCCGCGUGAGUCUGUACACGGGUGAGGUGAGCACGACGCGCCCCUUGGACCCAGCGGAAGCGCCACGCCAGCGCCUGCUGCUGCUGGUGAGGGAUCACGGCGAGCCGCCGCUGGUGGCCACAGCCACCGUACUGGUGUCGCUGGAGAGCGGCCAAGCGCUGAAGACGUCGUGGCGGGUGUCGUCGGGCCCCGCGGGCCCGGAGGCGACGCUGGUGGAUGUCAACGUGUACCUGAUAAUCGCCAUCUGCUCAGUAUCCGGGCGGCAGAGGGUGUGCUCUGGGGAGGGGCCGCCCAAGACCGACCUCAUGGCCUUCAGCCGCCUACCUCCGGAUCUGAACGUGGCAGAAAGAAAUGAACAUCCAGAAGCAAAUUCGUGUCUUUCCGGUAAUGUAAGUCCAACUUUGGAGCUUUAACUUAUCUGACAAUAUUUUCAAAUGUCACUUAAAGAAUUUAUUCAAGAUGUUCGCUAAUGUUGAACCAAAUCUUGCCAUUUAAUGUAGCUAUUCUCUUACUUGAAGCUGUGUCUUGAAUGGAAUUUAAAAACAAAAAAAGUAGGGACAAACUGUCAUGCUCCUUGAUUGAAUGGUAAGAUAACUUAAAAUAUGUAUACUUAAAUACUAUGUAGUGCUGUUCAUAUUUAACACAGGAUCUCAAAGUGGUCAAGUACUGAAUGUGGUCAGAAUAGAGAUGUUGUUACCUAUAUAAAAAACAAAACAAAAACAAACUCGU